Molecule: messenger RNA, 3274 nt
Organism: Galleria mellonella (greater wax moth)
Lineage: Eukaryota; Metazoa; Arthropoda; Insecta; Lepidoptera; Pyralidae
Exons: 7
Molecular function (GO): NAD binding; oxidoreductase activity, acting on the aldehyde or oxo group of donors, NAD or NADP as acceptor
Source: RefSeq, a predicted model, not a curated record
UUCUAAAAUUGUUUUAAGCGUUUUUAGCUAAUUUUCACGGACAAAUUUCAAAAUAUCUACAGACAGACAUUUUGACCCAAUCGACCUCUACAUUUGCCUUUACGCGUGUUUGUUUUUGUUCAAUUUCCUGUAGUGUGUUGACAGACUAGAAAAUGUACUGUUACAAGAACAUGGUCUAUGGUUUUAAUUUGCAAAAUGGCGUUACUGUGUCUUCUACACUGACAGCGCGGUAUAUUCAAAAUAUCAAGUAAUUUAAAUUUUAAUGAAGUUCAAGCAAAUUAGUCAUGGCUAUAAAAGUAGGUAUAAAUGGUUUCGGUCGAAUCGGUCGAGUGAUAUUUAGGGUUUGUAUACAAGAUUCAAAUUUAGAGGUAACUGCAAUCAACGACCCCAUUGUCGACAUUGAUUAUAUUUGCUAUUUGAUCAAAUUCGACUCUACGCAUGGAAAAUUCAAUGGCAGUGUUACAUAUAAGAACAACGAGAUUACACUUGGUAAUGACCAUAUUGUUAAAGUUUUUCACGAGAAACUACCUUCAAACAUUCAGUGGCAAGUGGCUGGAGUGCAGUAUGUUGUAGAAGCAUCUGGAAUGUUCACUAAUUUGGAAAAGGCAUCGGGUCAUUUAGCGAGUGACGGUGUGAAGCGUGUGGUUGUAACCGCCCCCAGUGUAGACGUACCAAUGUUAAUACUCGGAGUCAACGAUAAUAAAAUACAUUCCGCACAGAAAGUGAUAUCAUGCGCAUCAAGUACAUUGUACUGCUUAGCUCCGAUAAUAAAAGUUUUGGUGGAUAACUUCGGCGUAAGUGAAGGCUUCAUUACAAGCAUCCAUGCUAUGACUCCGUCGCUCAAACCUCUAGAUGGGAUUUGUUUGCGAGGCAAGCACUGGCGCGAUCACAGAAGUAUUCUUCAGAACAUAAUACCAGCUAAGACAGGAGCGUGCAAAGCGCUGGGUAAAAUCGUGCCUCAGGUUAAAGAUAGACUCUGCGGCUUGGCAUUCAGGGUGCCAAUAGCUAACGUCUCUGUACUUGAUCUUACUAUACGGUUAUCUUCUGACACUACAUUAUAAGAUAUUGUUGCGAAGGUUGAAAAAGAGAGUUCUACAUCUAUGGAAAAUAUAAUAAAACUAUCAAUCGAUGAAGCUGUAUCUUCAGAUUUUAUUGGGGACCGCCAUUCCUGUAUUUUAGACGUCGAAUCAAGUCUGCAGUUGAAACCAAAUUUCUAUAAACUUGUUUGUUGGUACGAAAACGAAUACUCUUAUGCUUGUAGAGUAAUUGAUUCCAUAAUUUUCUCAGAAACGCAAUUGCGAAUACCAAAUCCCAGAUGUAAAAUGACAUAUGUUAGGCAAAAGACUACACAGAAACAGAAUAUCAUACAACAAACAGAAAAUACUGGUAAGAAAAUAUCAAUAGUAGAACGUAAUAAUAAUUUAAAAGUUAAUUCGAAAUUAUUAAGUGAUGUUUCCCAAAACGUGUGUUUCAAACCUAAGCCACAACCUCAUCCUAUUGUUCUGAAGAAACCCAUAUCUGGCAAUAAUACAGCAGCACUCUUAUCAUCAAAUAAUCGUGACACUAAAAAGCGAAAUGAAAUAUUUAAAAUAUGGAAUGAUGACAACGACGUGAUUAAAUCCGUAAAUCUUCAAAACAGAAACUCAUUUUUUUAUAGUUGUGUCGACUCAGUUCCACAGCCGUCAACAAUAAAAAGAAUUGACAAUUUUAAAGCACAAGAGCGUUUGCAAAAAGUUAAGAAAGAAUUUUUCAAAAUGGUAAACAUUACAGAAGAUUUGUUAAAAAAAUCAAAUAGCAAUAAAAUUCAAAUGCAUCUUUCGAAUCGAAUUCUCGAAAAGAAAACUAAUAUUAGUAGUUCUGAAUUGGAUAAUAAAGAGACUACUAAUGUAAAGAUAAUACCUAUAAAAGAAUGCAACAAAUCUCAAAAGAGAGUCUCUGGAGAUUUCGAAUCUAUUAUAACUAAUAAUAAUAGCUUAGACAAUAACGAUACGAAUAUCAAUGAACACAUAAGUUCAUUUAGUGUUUUUGAGACGACUAAUAUAGAAACUACAAAAAGUAAUGAAAUUCAACCAUUAGCACUUAAAAAUAAUCAAAAACGCAGGCAAUUAAAUGUAAAUGAUGACACUAAGAAAUUUAAGUUUUUAAAUCCAGUGAACUGUGAAUUCAAAGAACACGUAGCUAAAACUAUAAAUACUCUAAUAGAUGGGCUAUCGCAAAAUAUACAAGUUCAGUCUGUUUUCAUUGACAGAAAUAGAGACAAACGGCAACAUCGCAAAUCGACAAAUUGGAACAAACUAAAUAAUAAUAUUAAUGUACAUUCUGAACCACGGAGUAAUAAUGAUAGUGGUUUUUUUUCGCCCAUUAAUAAGGAAUUCAGUGAAAUCGAAAUAAAUACAGAUAAUAUAUUUUCAAGAUUUCAAGGGCCUGAAAACGUUAAAGAAGAAGCAAUACAAAUAAAUGAAACUAAAGAAGAAGCAUUACAAAUAAAUGAAACUAUGAAUAAUCACAACAAUAUAAAUAAAAGUGAUGACUCGAUACAAGAUAGAAUAGCUAUACCUUUGCAUAAAAAUGAAUAUAAAAAGCAAAACAAAGCUGAGACAUUUGACAUCCAACAGGAUAAUGUUAAAAAUCAGGCAUCGAAUGAUAACCUACUAAUGCCGUUAAAUAGUCAUAAAAACAUAACAGAAAGUAAAUUUGAAACAAUUAAUAUUGAAAACGAAUAUCUGUCAAGGAAAACUGACGAUAAUAAUAAAGGCAAAAUUCUGCGAAAGAAAAUUUUGGACAGUUUGAAUAGAUUUUCAUCUGACCCUGUAGUAGUUAUUUCAAAUCUUACAUUAAAAUGUGCUAGUCCUGGUAAUACAAUUACAACUGUAAACUACAGCGGUGGUGCUAGAAAUAAACAAGAUAUAUAUGAUAAACUGGAUAGUACGAGUGCGACUGAUUCUGAGAAUUCAUUCCAAAUAAACGAAAGAAAAUCUCAAGUUAUUCACAUAACCGACUUGACAAAUUCAUUAGAAGAUUUAGCACGGUUAGACAAAAUAUGCAAGAUUAUAGAAAUAUCUGAUGAGUUAUCUGACAAAUUAUUUUCUGCUUUGGAUAAUGAAGGCACCAAUAUAAGAAAAAGGCAUUGGUCAUUUAAAGACUUGUGCGAGAGAAUAAAAUUAGACGCCUUUUGCAAUAAAAUAUUUGGUAAAUCUAAAAUGUGAAUCGUGUGAAACACUAAAAUUAAACUAAGUGUGUUAAAUAAAUUUUAUUAAAAAAUCCAAUAAAAUUC